GGCAGUUGAGACUAAAGAAUCUUCGCUCUGUUCAUACCCAUCCUGAGGAAUUCUGAGAUCUUCGGCCGAUGCGAACACUGGAUUUAAUGACACGAGAGGUGGGACCUCAGUUCCAGAGUGGGGGGGUGUGUCUCCUGAGGGAGGAGGCCCUGGGUGGAGACCUAUUAAAACACACGGCUACAGGGGUGGUGAGCAUCCUUUUAAGAGCAACACACUGCCAGCGUGUGUGUGUGUGUGUGCUGAUCUGUGUGUGAAGCAGAAGCACUACGACUUCACACCUUCCUGUUGGCUGGACUCCUAAAGGAGAACCCCCAGAAGCGGGCCCCUCUCUGGGCUAGGGGAACACACCUCCAGCCUAGCUGAGGACGGACAAGGACAAGGACACUCCCAAGAGCAAUGUGACGGCUGGACUCAUCCAGCACCUGACAGGCUGUUAUGGAUCUGAGCACCAGCACACAGUGAACUCACACGUGUCCAGUCACAAUGAUCCCAGUUCUGUUUUUGGUGGCAACCACAAUAACACCCAAUUACUCUUCCAGUGGAAACAAAACCAGUGAGGACCAGCACCAGAGCCAGCACAUCCUCCCCACUCUGCUGGUUCUCUCCCUGCUGCUGGUCAUCAUUGUGCUCCUGGCCUGGUACUUUCACAGGUUAAGAAACCAGAGAAAGGCUGUUGUCACCACAGUCGACAAGAAGAUACCGAAUGGCAUUUUGGAAGAGCCAGAACAGACUGUGGUGCUGCUCCCCAGAUCCCCCACGGCCUCCAGGACCUACCUCCCCAUCCCCGUGGACUGCCUGGAGGAAGAGUUCCGGCUCCGCUCUGCUGACGAUGGCAAGCUCUUCAGGGAGGAGUUCAACUGCCUGCCCAGCGGCUACACCCAGGGAACGUGCGACGAGGCCAACAAGGAGGAGAACAAAGACAAGAAUAGAUACCCCAACAUUCUACCAUAUGACCAGUCCAGAGUGGUGCUGACUCAGCUGGAGGGAAACCCCUGUUCAGACUACGUGAACGCUUCUUUCAUUGAUGGGUACACAGAAAAGAACAAAUUCAUCGCAGCACAAGGACCGAAGCAGGACACAGUUGCAGAUUUCUGGCGGAUGAUAUGGGAGCAGAAGGUGGCCACCAUAGUGAUGCUGACAAACCUCAAAGAGAGGAAGGAGGACAAAUGUUACCAGUACUGGCCCGAUCAGGGCUGCUGGACCUAUGGCAACAUCCGCGUGGCUGUGGAAGACUUCACAGUCCUGGUGGACUACACCAUACGCAAGUUCUGUGUUCAAUACCAGGCCAGCGACACGUCCAAGACCCCACGCCUGGUCACCCAGCUGCACUUCACCAGCUGGCCAGACUUUGGGGUUCCUUUCUCUCCCAUCGGCAUGCUCAAGUUCCUCAAGAAGGUCAAGCUGGUCAACCCCUCCUUCGCUGGACCCAUUGUGGUCCACUGCAGCGCUGGCGUAGGCCGAACAGGCACCUUCAUCGUCAUCGACGGCAUGAUUGACAUGAUGCACCUGGAGCAGAAGGUCGACGUCUUUGGUUUUGUCUCCAAGAUACGAGACCAGCGUUCUCAGCUGGUCCAGACAGACAUGCAGCACUCCUUCAUCUACCAGGCCCUGCUGGAAUACUACCUCUACGGGGACACUGAGCUGGACGUGUCUUCUCUGGAAGGACACCUGCACAAACUCCACAACACCUCGGCUCCCCUCGACAGAGUGGGCCUGGAGGAGGAGUUCAAGAAACUUACCAACAUGCGAAUCAUGAAGGAGAACAUGAGGACGGGGAAUCUGCCUGCCAACAUGAAGAAGAACCGAGUCCUCCAGAUCAUUCCAUAUGACUUCAACAGAGUGAUUCUCUCCAUGAGAAGAGGGCAGGAGUUCACAGAUUACGUCAAUGCAUCUUUCAUCGACGGCUACAGGCAGAAGGACUACUUCAUAGCCACCCAGGGCCCUCUGUCCCACACAGUGGAGGACUUCUGGAGGAUGGUGUGGGAGUGGAAGUGUCACUCCAUUGUCAUGCUGACAGAGCUCCAGGAGAGAGAGCAGGAAAAGUGUUUGCAGUACUGGUCCACAGAGGAUUCUGUCACCUAUGGGGACUACAGCAUAGAGAUGAAAGGGGACACUUUGUGUGACACCUUUAGUCUACGAGACUUGGUCCUCACUUUUGGCCCGGAGAAGCAAACAAGACUGGUCAGGCACUUCCACUUCCACGGCUGGCCUGAGAUUGGCAUCCCUGCAGAGGGCAAGGGCAUGAUCGACAUCAUCGCCUCAGUGCAGAGGCAGCAGCAGCAGUCAGGAAACCAUCCUAUUGUGGUUCACUGCAGUGCUGGUGCUGGGAGAACAGGUACGUUCAUUGCUCUUAGCAACAUCCUGGAGCGGGUCAAGGCUGAGGGGCUGCUGGAUGUGUUCCAGACUGUGAAGAGUUUACGAAUGCAGAGGCCCCAUAUGGUCCAAACAGUGGAACAGUAUGACUUCUGCUACCGGGUGGUACAAGACUUUGUUGACAUUUUCUCAGACUAUGCCAAUUUUAAAUGACCUUUUUGCCUUAAAUAUGUUUGUUUAAUGUUGUUUUUUAUAAUACCAGUUGGUUAGAAUUUGUGUUUUACUUAGCGGGUGAAAUUAUCUUCUAUUUUGCUAUGCACUUUUUCUGUCUGUAACUAAUGCUUCAUCCAUCCCUCGCUGUAAUAUAGUGUCUGUCCGUGGAUAAAUAUUUUAAAUUAAAAACUCAGAUGAAUAAUGUAUAUUUCACUGCAUUUAUAUUUCUUAUUUUGUCAUAGAAUUUCAACUGGAAUUUCAACCUUGGUCUAAUUUUGUUGUAUAAUACCAUAAUUGUUUAUUCAAAGUGUUCUUUUUUGACUCACCCUAAUAUAUAUUUUUUUUCUUUUUUGUAAAGGUAUUUAUGUAUUUUUGCUGUAUUUUUUGUCCUGCAAUUGGAGAACAAAAUGCGAAUGUUAAGAUAUUUUAUUUAUGUCAAAGUGUGUUCUUACAAUGAUUGAUAACUUCUAUCUGUGA
Messenger RNA from Hypomesus transpacificus, 3003 nucleotides. It is a transcript of the gene ptprea, whose product is annotated as protein tyrosine phosphatase receptor type Ea. The transcript is spliced from 22 exons. NCBI's taxonomy places the organism in Eukaryota, Metazoa, Chordata, Actinopteri, Osmeriformes, Osmeridae. The coding region runs from base 484 to 2526 and encodes 680 amino acids. Gene Ontology annotation, molecular function: protein tyrosine phosphatase activity. Gene Ontology annotation, biological process: protein dephosphorylation. The record is from RefSeq and is a predicted model, not a curated record.